Punctularia strigosozonata HHB-11173 SS5 is the source of this 1744-nucleotide messenger RNA. RefSeq names its product ribonuclease III. The record is from RefSeq and is a predicted model, not a curated record. Gene Ontology annotation, molecular function: ribonuclease III activity. The transcript is spliced from 9 exons. Gene Ontology annotation, biological process: RNA processing. Bases 126 to 1121 code for a protein of 331 amino acids. Lineage: Eukaryota; Fungi; Basidiomycota; Agaricomycetes; Corticiales; Punctulariaceae.
CCCAGCGCCCUUCAUCGCGCCCGUUGGAGCACGACCCAGCCCCAGCCCCAGCCCCCCUCGAUCCCUCACCUCCCCCGAGUACCAGUACCAGCACCAACUGGGCACCGACCGCCGCCGAUUUCGCCAUGCUCGUCGCUCUCAGGCCAGACUUUGGUCCCGCGGGACUCCCGCCUCUGCCGAUCAUACACAACGCCGAGCUGCGCCAGCAGGCGCUCACUCACCGCAGCUACGCCUCCCGGCCGGCCCACGUCUUCGAAGAUCGCCUGGACGACCCGAGUCCAGACAAUGAGAUGCUCGAACAUCUCGGGGACACCGUGCUCAAUCUCGUCGUCACCCAAAUGCUCCGCGAAAUGUACCCCUGCCUUCGGGUUGGCCCCGCGACGAAACUGCGUGCACUUCUUGUCGGGAACGCCACCUUGGCCUCGCUAACGAUGCAAUACCGGAUCCAGGACAGACUGAUUCUGCAUCCUGCUCAGGCUAUUACGUUGCGAGCGUCGCCCAAGAUUCAAGCGGACGUCUUCGAGAGCUACGUUGGCGCACUAUACACCGACCAGGGACUGGAAGUCGUCAGAGCCUGGAUUUACCCGCUGCUCGAGCCGUACGCCAUCGAAGGCUACAGCAUCGUCCGCGCCCAGCACGGCCUCCCGCCUCUCGAGCCCGCGAUCAGGCCUACCGUGACGGCCUCCUCGACGUCGUCAUCAUCGAUGACCUCUCCGGCGCUCACCCCGCCGUCCACGCCCCAAAAGCCCGCCCACACGAGCGGGUAUAUCACCCCGCCCUCGCCGCGACAGGCGGAGGGCGGCUACCUCCCGCUCUUCAACCAGCACAUGGCACAGCAGGAUAAAAACAUCGAGUGGGUGUUCACGACGGCCAGCACGACGGCGGAGCCGGGCGCGACUCGCGGGAACCCGAUCCGGAUCGACGUGAAGGCCGUACGGCGGACCGCAAAGACGACGCCGGUAUGGCACGUCAAGGCGAUGCUCGACGGCAAGUGCAUCGGGCGCGGCAGGGGGCAGACGAAGAAGGCGGCGAAAAACGACGCCGCGAAGCGGGCUCUGAUCGAGAUGAACGUCGAUUUCUCCGAACCGACACCCGUGAAUGAUGACUGGUCGAUGACAUAGCAUUCGCUCCUGCUCGGACGUGAAGGUCUUGGUUGAUAUGGUAUGGCUUACUAUGGAUACAUCGUAAUGGUGAUAGGUGAUAGGUGUAUUUAUACUGUGAAGUGACGGAUCAACGCCCUCCUAUUCGCCCAAUGCUGUCCACAGGAGGUGCCCCCCAGACCAGGGUCUUCGACGCCGGGUCGAGAGCGGCAGGAUAAUGCCGUUGGAGGAGGGCUGCUAGCACGCCUCUAGGCACAGCCGUAGUUUUCGGUGCGGGUGACGCAGCUUCUUGCGUUGCAAGGGGCGUAGGCCCGACAGAAGGUGUCGGCGCGGUGGUGUCCGCCGCUGCUGUGCCGGAGGUUCCAGACGAGCUGCUCGCGUCGGGGUUUGCGGGUAUUGCACCGAGCGCCUUGGCCUCUUCAUCGAUAUCGUCGAAGACGUCUUGCUUCACGGCGUUGAUAGCGUAUGCGUAGACACCUGCGACGAACGCGGUGAUCACUAAACCGGUGACCACGUUCCGGAACAGAAAGGGUCGUCGGGCACGCUGGAGCCCCGGGGACAUGACAUAGCUUUUGGGUCUGUAUGACCGCUUCACGGUCUGUGGCGAUAUGUAGCCUCCCAUGGCGGUAGCGGCUGAACAGGCG